GAAGAUUGGGGGUGGGGGCUUUGGAGAAAUUUACGAUGCCUUGGACAUGCUUACCAGGGAAAACGUUGCACUGAAGGUAGAAUCAGCCCAACAACCAAAACAAGUUCUGAAAAUGGAGGUUGCUGUGUUGAAAAAACUACAAGGGAAAGACCAUGUUUGUAGAUUUAUUGGCUGUGGGAGGAAUGAUCGCUUCAAUUAUGUGGUCAUGCAGUUGCAGGGUCGGAAUCUGGCAGACCUACGCCGUAGCCAGUCCCGGGGCACAUUCACUAUUAGCACUACUCUUCGGCUGGGUAGACAGAUUCUGGAGUCUAUUGAGAGCAUCCAUUCUGUCGGAUUCUUGCACCGAGACAUCAAACCGUCGAACUUCGCCAUGGGCCGCUUUCCUAGUACAUGUAGGAAGUGUUACAUGCUCGAUUUUGGCUUGGCUCGACAAUUUACUAAUUCCUGUGGUGACGUCAGACCACCUCGAGCUGUGGCAGGCUUUCGAGGGACAGUUCGUUAUGCAUCGAUCAAUGCUCAUCGGAACAGAGAAAUGGGAAGACAUGAUGACCUUUGGUCCUUAUUCUACAUGUUGGUGGAGUUUGUAGUUGGGCAGCUGCCAUGGAGAAAAAUAAAAGACAAGGAGCAAGUAGGCUCUAUUAAGGAGAGGUAUGACCACAAGCUUAUGUUGAAACAUCUCCCUCCAGAAUUCAGCAUCUUUCUGGACCACAUUUCCUCUUUGGAUUAUUUUACAAAACCAGACUAUCAGCUUCUUACAUCCGUGUUUGACAACAGCAUCAAAACCUUUGGAGUAUUUGAGAGUGACCCUUUUGACUGGGAGAAGACUGGAACUGAUGGCUCCCUAACAACCACCACUACUUCUACCACCCCUCAGUUGCACACCCGCUUGACCCCUGCAGCAAUCGGAAUUGCUAAUGCCACUCCCAUCCCAGGGGACUUGCUUCGAGAAAAUACAGAUGAGGUGUUUCCAGAUGAACAGCUUAGUGAUGGGGAGAAUGGCAUCCCUGUUGGUAUGUCACCAGAUAAAUUGCCCGGAUCUCUGGGACACACUCAUCCCCAGGAGAAGGAUGUCUGGGAAGAGAUGGAUGCCAACAGGAACAAGAUAAAGUUUGGAAUUUGUAAGGCUGCUACUGAAGAGGAGAAUAGCCAUGGUCAAGCAAAUGGUAUUCUGAAUGCUCCAAGCCUUGGUUCACCGAUUCGUGUCCGCUCAGAGAUUACUCAGCCAGACAGAGAUGUUCCGUUGGUGCGAAAGUUACGUUCUAUCCACAGCUUUGAGCUGGAAAAACGUCUGACACUAGAGCCAAAGCCGGAUACUGACAAGUUUCUUGAGACCUGCCUGGAGAAAAUGCAGAAAGAUUCCAGUGCAGGAAAGGAACCUCUUCUUCCUGCCCUGCUUCGUAAGCCUUGUGUUCCUGCUGGGGCCCGUACUGACCACAUCUGGAACUAUGAUGAAGAAUAUCUUCCAGAUGCUUCUAAGCCUGCCUCUGCCAAUACCCCUGAGCAGGCGGAUGGUGGUGGCAGCAAUGGAUUUAUAGCUGUUAACUUGAGCUCUUGCAAGCAAGAGGUUGAUUCCAAAGAAUGGGUGAUUGUGGACAAGGAGCAGGACCUUCGGGAUUUUAGGACAAAUGAGGCUUUAGGCCAUAAAACAACAGGGAGCCCUUCUGACGAGGAGCCUGAAGUACUUCAAGUUCUAGAAGAAUCACCUCAAGAUGGAAACCUCCGAUUGGGUCCUUGGGAAGAAAAUAUUCAUUUAAAGAAGGAAACCUCAGGUGUGAUCUUAGCACUUUCCAGGGAAUGCCCUGCCACUGCUGCUUCAGAGCAAUAUACAGAUAGGCUAGAACUCCAGGCUGGAGCUGGUGGUCAGUUUAUUGCAGCAACACCCACAAGUCCAAUGGAGGCACAAGCGGAAGGACCUCUUACAGCGAUUACAAUUCCUCGACCUUCUGUGGCAUCUACACAGUCGACUUCAGGAAGCUUUCACUAUGGUCAGCUGCCAGAGAAGAAGGACCUUCAGCCUAUGGAGCCCACUGUGGAACUUUAUUCUCCAAGGGAGAACUUCUCUGGUUUAGUUGUGACAGAGGGAGAACCUCCUAGUGGAGGAAGCAGAACAGACUUGGGGCUGCAGAUGGAGCAUAUUGGUCCUGACAUGUUACUCGAUACCAGAGAGUGUGAAAAAUCUCAAGACCUGGGACCAGAAGACCUUCCUGACCAUAACAGACCGGCUGGGAGAGAACUUGAGAGUCUCCCUAGGGAAACUGAAGAGAAAAGCCUGCUAGGGUCAGAUAAUGAAGAUGAAAAGUUAAGUAAAGGGCAGCAUUAUAUUGAGAUCUCCUCUCUCCCCGGAGACUUAGAAAGGGAUCACUCAGUGACUACUGAACCUCUCGACAUGACAAAGACACAGACUUUUAGUGUGAUGCCAAACCAAGACAGAAAUCAUGAGAGAAUGAAGCUUCUGUCAGUUGGAACUUCAGAAAUUUCCCCAGAAGGCAUUGACCCACGUGCUGAAGGACAGAUAGGCCAGGUGGCAACAAUGCAAAAGAGUAAGAUAUCUAAGGAUGAUGACAUCAAGAGUGAAGACUUGCCCGGUCUUCAAGGAGACCUCUCUACUUUUUUGCACCAAGAGGGUAAGAAAGAGAAAAUUGCCCCUAGAAAUAGAGAGCUAUUUAAUAGUGUUUCAGAGAGUGAACAUUGUCCCUCUUCCCGGAAGGAUAUGGUUAGGUCAUCCUUCGUAACUAGACACAGCCGAAUCCCUGUUUUAGCACAAGAGAUAGACUCAGCUUUCGAAUCAUCCUCUCCACUCUCUGCAAAAGAAAAGCUCCUCCAAAAGAAAGCUUAUCAGCCAGACCUACUCAAACUUCUGGUGGAAAAAAGGCAACUCAAGUCUUUUCUUGGGGACCUCUCAAGUGCCUCUGAUAAAUUGCUGGAGGAGAGACUAGCUACUGUUCCUGCUCCCUUUUCUGAGGAGGAAGUCUUCACUCCCUUUUCAAGACUGGCGAUAGACGCCCCCCUGAGCAGGUCAGCUGAAGAUAGCUUUUUGUCACCUAUCAUCUCCCAGUCCAGAAAGAGCAAAAUUCCAAGGCCAGUGUCAUGGAUCAACACAGAUCAAGUCAAUAGCUCAGCUUCAUCACAGUUCUUGCCUCGGCCACCACCAGGAAAGCCACCCACGAGGCCUGGAGUAGAAGCCAGGCUCCGCAGAUACAAAGUCCUAGGGAGUAGCAAUUCCGACUCAGACCUUUUCUCUCGCCUGGCCCAAAUUCUUCAAAAUGGAUCUCAGAAACCCCGGAGCACUACUCAGUGCAAGAGUCCAGGAUCCCCUCACAAUCCAAAAACACCACCCAAGAGUCCAGUUGUCCCUCGCAGGAGUCCCAGUGCCUCUCCUCGAAGCUCUUCGUUGCCUCGUACAUCUAGUUCCUCGCCAUCUAGGGCUGGACGGCCCCACCAUGACCAGAGGAGUUCAUCCCCGCAUCUGGGGAGAAGCAAGUCACCUCCCAGCCACUCAGGAUCUUCCUCCUCCAGGAGGUCCUGCCAACAGGAGCAUUGCAAACCCAGCAAGAAUGGCCUGAAAGGAUCUGGCAGCCUCCACCACCACUCGGCCAGCACUAAAGCGCCCCCAGGGAAGAGUAAGUCAGCGAGUAAACUCAGCAGAUAGGAGCCAGGCCGCAUCUCUGAAAGGUGUGAGAUCCUCCUCCUAAACCUGAUGCACGUGUAUCCCUGUAUUGUCUAUUUUAAAAGUCUGUGUUGAUUUUCUCUUGCAAAAGAAAGUAACAUGAUAAAUUAUUUAUAAGGAGACAUAAAUAUUUGAUAAGGAAUUACCUAAGGCAGGCAGCAAGCAGAUCAGGAAUUAAUGCCUUUGCACAGGAAGGGGCAUUCUAGCAAAUCCAAGAGGGAGAAACUGAUUAAAUGAACUUUUUUUUUUUUUUUAGCUGCUUCUAAAACAAAAGAGUCAAAAGUAGGAGAUGGAAUGGAAUUUUAAAGGCUUUGGCCUGCUUAUUCUUUAAGGCUCUACUCAAACAUUAUAUAGCAAAAUUGAAACCUCCUGUUUUAAUAUUUUCAUUCAAAACUUCUCAACUUUGGAGUUCAGAAUUGCUCCAGUAUUAAAGUAUGUAAGAAGUCUGUUGCUGGGGAGCCAAUGCCGAUACACAUAUAUGUAGCUUGUGUAUUUAUCUAUAUGGAGAGUUCACACCUUUACUUUGCCUCAUUCCUUGUACCCUCCUUGGAUUUCAUAUUUUUUAAAGUUAGUGUUUCUCACCUGAUCCAAUCUUUUAUUUUAACAAUACAUUCUAAUAUGCUUUUAGCAGCAUAUGCUAAAAUUUUUCUUUGGAGCACUAUAGUCUCAAUAUAUUUUUAUUGUGAGAAAUAAUUGAUGACACUUAGGUAAUAGAAGGGAAAAUCUAAAUAGAACUAGUUUGCAGGCUUUAGUGCUUUAGGCAGAGGGGGCAGAGUGGGGGUGAAUGCCCUGUAAGGCAGAAGAACUCUCUUUCCCUGUUAGUUUCUUCCUUGUGGAAGGAAAACUGACCAGAGUAGACCUUGAUUCCUUAAUUCUUCUCUGUACCAACUAUUUCUAAUGCCAACCUCCAAGAUGAUACCAAGGAAGUACAGUGCUGUGAAAUGUGACUUUAUGCUUUUAGAGGUUUAAAAAGAAAAGUAGAAAGAAAUUAAGUAUGUUGUUGAGACUUAUCAUCCUCAAACUUUGUAUUUUAUACAUGUAGUCAGUUAGGAAUGAGUAUCUGGGGAAAUAAAUUUAGGUUCAGUAUUUAUCUUUUAUUUUAAAGUUUUUUUUACCAGCUUCUCCUGUGCUUUAGUUUGAACAUUUGAGUUUCUUGACCUGAUUUCCAUGUAAUCUCAAUUUACAAAGCUAUAAAGAGGAUCAUAUUUGUUCUAAUCUCACUCUUCUGCUAACAGGAAUCAGGCAAAAUUAAAUCAUAGUAGACUUUGAAAUUGGGCUUUUUUAUACUUUGAUGUUUUUUGUGUUGUAAAGACCUUAUUAAGGUCAGGUAAAUUGGUCUGCUUGCUGUUGAAAUUUGCCUUCUAGCAAACAUCUGUGCUUUCUUUUCAACCUUGUGUUUGCUGCCAAACCUAAUGUGGUUGAAUUUGGGGGGGAAAAGAAAUAUAUUUUCUCACCAAGUGAACAUAUUCUAAUGCUGCAUCAAAGUUGCCCUGAAGCUGCACUGAACUUAUCUUGUUCUCUUUAUCUGUGUUGAGCUUUCUAAAAAAAACAAACAAACAAACAAAAACAUACAAAAAAAAAAAAAAAACCUCAAAACACUAUUGAGGCAUAUUUUGUCUCCCAUAAGAAUUGUAGCAUAGUGUGGAAUCUUAAUUUCUCUCUGGUUUCGAGCGCUAUAGAGGAAUGCACUAGAUAAGACAUAUUUGCUCUUUACCUAAAGCAACUGUAACAUUGGAAGACCCAUCUUUCUGUAUUAUAUUGUAUAAUAGUUGCUAUAACACUACUUGCAUGUAUUCAUGGUAAAUUAUAUAAAUAUUUAUAAAAAUAUAGAGAAACAUAUGCUUAUAUAAACUCAUUCUUUCUCAUUCUCCAUUUGUAAUUUCAAGAUCACGGAUGGAGAAAUACCGUUUUACUGUGUGCCUCGCGUACACUUGGGCCUUGCCUGUCUUCAUUUUCUGAAAAUACGUUCUUGGCACGUGACACUUAAGAUUCUUCUUGCCUUCCUUGCGUAUAAUGCAAGGGUUGGCAGUCUUGAACAGGCCAAGAUAGGUUAUUUGAUUUUCAUUUUUUAAAAUAUUUUAAUAGGGGUAAAAUUACUGGGACAUGCUUGUAAUACUGGUCUUGUUAAUUACAUAAUGCUGUUCUUACGGUUAGAGUGGAUAAACUGGGAUGAUAAUCAUGGGUCUGACGAAUUGAUUUUUUAAAAAAAUCCCUUAAAAUUACCAUUCUGCUUUCCUCUUUUAACUUCACUUUUUGAGGGGUGGUGGAGGAGUAAUCUACAAUUAAGAAAUUCUCUUUUUUUCUGCUCUACUUGCAAAAUUGUGCGAAAAGUAGCCAGCUUUACAUCUUGACCCCUUUAGUCAGAAAUGUGCUUGUAGUAACCAUCGGAAAAGCUGAGAGGCUGCGGUGUGGUGUGUGUGUGUGUGACUUUAUAUCUGAUUGACAUUUCUCUGCUAGCAGUCAAAACUGGCAAAGAUGGCAACUUAAUGUUUUUCCUCUUUUUUAGUUCUUUCCAUUUUUCUCACAACUUUCCCACUGUGUUUUGCUCCUUUUUCUAAAUGGUACCCACAAACUCAAGGUCCAGAAAUAGUCUUGCUGUGUAAGACUAUUUUAUUUUGCAUGUAGAGAAAAGUGUUAACCAGAGAUUUUUCUGCUUGAAAAAGAAAACAAACUAAUAUUAUGUAUCAGUAGGUCCACUUGAAAGUACUACUAUCUUAUACAGGGUGGGGCAAAAGUAGGGUUUUAGUUCUUUGUGUGGAAAACAAUACAGUAAUUAAUAAAUAAUAAUACAAGAAUUAACUGUUUUGCAUAGUCACAACUGUAAACCUACUUUUGUCCCACCCUGCAUAGAGAUUUUACGGUUUUUAAGUGCAAUUUGUGCUUUUAGAUAAUACAUGUCUCGGGCUAAAAAGAGAAGUUCACAGCCCUGAGUAAAGCCCUUUUGGCACAAGGAUUUUUGUUUUUGUUUUAUUUUAAAGUCUGAUACAGAGAAUGAGUUGUAUUGUUGUUUUCAGUUCUUUCUUUUUUCUUUAUUUUUUUUUAGUGAUGGCAUAUUUCAAAAUUCAGUGACAAACAUAGAUCAUCCAAGGAAUUUUAAACCAGUUUGGUUAUUCUACCUAAGAUGAGGGACAUGGCCGUCAGUUAAAGUCAAGCCAAACUACACUAAAAGUAUUAUGGAGCAGAAGUAAAUUAUCUUUUGAAAAUCAAGUGCCUCGUCAUUUCUCCUGUCACAGCAAAGUGGCUGGUUACCUUGCUCUUACCUUCCCUGUCUAAUCUCUGGAACUACUUGGGUGAAAUGGAAGAUGGAAUUAGCAACAUUUUGUUCCUUUCAGGUAGCAUUCUUUCUAAGUUAUGCUGCCAGAUCUCCAGGGUGUACAGAUGGGUUAAACGAUUUUAAAAUUCCACAUAGUAAUCUUUUUUGUUGUUGUUGUUGCCCUGGGGCACUUUUUUAUAUUGGAGAAAAAAGUUAAAGCACAAACUCAGAUUCCAAAAAAAGAUCACACACUGUUUAGAGACAGACUACACAAGAGUUACAAAAAAUAGUUGCCCAGGCAUAAGCAUACACCAGUUUGUUAAUUAUACACAUAUGGUUACAAGUGUGCUUGCAAAGAAGUUCAUUGGAAAUAUACACAAGGCUCUGGAAAUGUACACCUUGUAGUGUUACAAUUCGAUAUUCAAACAAGGAAAUUUGACAGUAUGUUACAUUCACUUACAAGUAGACAAAAUGCAGAAUACAAUUCAUCUUCUGUACAAAAAGGAAGGGCAGUCACACUUUACAAAGCGAGAGGGCUCCAACUGUAAGGAAAGCUGGGGCCUGGCCGAACUUUGCACGGCCUUUUGACUGUCACAAAAUAACCAAAACAUUCACAUAGUAAUCUUUCGCACAGCUUAAAGGUAUUUAACUUUAACAUAUAGUGAACAAAAAAGGAAAAUUGGGUCAUACCAAAUUUAACUUUAAAGCACAGAUUAUAAACAUCUUUGAAGGUUUAAGUCUUAGGCAGGCACCAUCAUUCUCAACUUGGUACGCAAGCUGGCCUUGCUGACAGGGGCAUAGCUACAUUUACUGUUAUUUUUUAGGUUGCCAGUUGUGAAGUAAAUGUUUUUUGUAAAAGUUGCCAAGUUAAUCAAGUCCUAAAUAAGUAACAAAAUGAUAAUUGAGACCCAUUAUUAUCCACUUUAUAUUAUUUGCUUUAAAAUACUAAACAAAUUUCAGCUGCUUACUAAUACAGUGAACUAGUUAUGCAGUAUCUUUCUGUUUAGCUCCUCCUACCACUGUGGGAACUUGAGGUUCUUUAGUAAUCAUGAGAUUCCUUAUAAGCCACAGAUUUUUAUGCAAAGGUUUCUAUGGUUGUUUUUAAUCAACAAGGAAAAGGUGUACGUUAGGGCAUGUUUUAUAAACCCAGACACAGAUAGUUAAAAUAACAAUUAGUUUUUCUGUACCUUUGAAUAAAAAACAGAUGCCUUUUCCCCAAAAGCAGAGGAUUCUUUGUUCUAGGAACUACAUUCUUAAUCUAACAUAAGGAACUGGUGAUAGGAGAAACAAGAUCCAGAAUUCAGAAUUUAGGGGGGAAAUACAUCGUACUCUGGCUGUUUGAAAAUAGAUUUACUUGUAGAUAAGUCUAGAUUUAGUCUUGAAGAUCAGAUUUUGACAUAUAAAAAUGUUUUUCAUUCCUUUAUAUCAGUCAAACAUGGCAUACAUAGGGAAACAGUUCUCCUGUCAUGCUCCUGUAUUUUGAAAUUAAGUUGUUUACAUUCAUUCUCUUAACAUCUGCCCAUUUCUGCUUAUGUGUAUUUACCACAGAUGUGUUGGGGGCCUUGCCUGAAAAGAGAUUUUUAGCACCUGUAUUACUGUGGCGAUAAAAUGAUUGACAAUGCCAUUGUUUAAGUUUCUUGAGUUUGGUUCUGUAGACAGUUUAUUUGCAGUUACUUAUCUAUGUUUUACUACAAAUGUAUUACAGGAGUAAGAAAUGGAACCACUAUGGUAGUCCUCAUAAAUCAAUAUUCACCCAAGUUCAGAAACCAUAGGUGCAUACCUGGACUGUAACUUAGAGAAGGUAAUAAGAUGGUUCUAGUCCAUGGGGAAGCCCCAGGUGGUUGUAGGACAUCCUACUUCCUUGUCUCAUCCAACAGAACUCUGGUGUGGACCUCAAGGAUGUGGGAGCAGAGCAUUUGAGAUUUGCUCCCCAGCAGUUGUCCUCAGUUUUGGCUUAAAUAAACUCUUAUAAAAAAUUUUUUUUAAUGAUGUGGGAGUAGUGUGGAAACAUCAGAUCAUUAGAUAUUAGUAGCUUAGCUGUCCCUCUAGAAUUAUGAGAAAUUUAACCCAGAUAGUCUUGAGAGCCUGAGGAAUCUGUUGCCAACCUUGCUGGAGAGAACUGCAGGAGGCACAUGGGGAAUUCCUUUAGUUCUUAGAUAACUCCAGGACAUGGGGUAAGGCUCCCUGUUCCUGUAAAGGGGAAUUUGGAUGCUGCACAUUUCAAUCCCUAAAAAUCCCUGGCUGGAUGUGAAAUGAUGUCAUUAAAGUCUUGGCCCAUUAAUAUAUUUUUUAAUUCAGUUGUGAUUAUUGGCUCUGACUUUUUUUUAUUAUUCCCCUUAAGCAAAUUUGGAUCAGAAAAUUAAAAGUAUGUGACAAGAUCAAGAUCACAGUCUCAAGAACUGAAUAGCCAAGUACCAUUUAUUUGGUAAUGAUUUGAAUAUUUCCUUAGACUUUGCUUGUUUCUUGGUCUUAAAGAGACAUGUAAAAGAAGUGAAGCCUUUUUCCUUCGUUGCCAUGCGAAACUUUAACCAGGUCUGCCUCUUUAAUUGGAAGUGACAGUUUUGGGCAUAGUGUAUAGCACUGGUGAUACUGACAUGUCUCUCAGACACCCAGGGCUUCUGGGUUCCUUGACCUAGAGAAUAGGAUUCACUGAGGCAGAUCUUUGGCCCAUGUGACUGUAGAAUUUGCUGAUGACAUAACUUUACAUGCUAACGAUGGAUAGGAAUUUUAUUUCUUUUCAUUAGUUUAAUAUUUUAUAUUGUGUACUGAAGUGUUCACUCAUCCAGUUAAAAACAUUGAAUAAACCAAGUUUUUGUAUAAACUACCCUUGUCAUAGAUGCUUUCCCCCUUAUAACAUACGGUAUAAAUCAGCGGUCGCCAGCCUUUCGGACCUCACGGACCACGGGUUGGCGACCACUGGUUUAAGUCCUUAAAAUUCCAUGUGCAGCACUUCAACAUGCCUGGAGUCUGUCUGGGUUGUUCUUCACUCACCCACAAGGGUAAACAAGGCUACCAGAGCUCGAAUGUGAUUUAUUUUAGGAGAGCAACCCAGGCAGGGAAAUGCCCUUGGGACUUUUUCAAAAUAUUUUAUUUUUAAACCAUUCAGAUAGAUAAAUCAGUUCACUAAGAUAAAAAGCAUUCAGAAAUACAGAUAGGAAGAUAAAGGAAAUACAACAGUGUGCCACUCAGGGCUCUGAAAUUGGAUUGAGUGAAGCAAAUAAAGAGAACAGAUCUGAUGACCCAGGCUUGAGCCUCCUCCCCUCUCCCUCAUACACAGCCCCUGAUCCCCUUCCUGACUCCUUUCCUAAAAUAGCCAAUGCCCAUUUAAUUAGGCUGUUUACUUAGACAUUGACAGCUUUUAGGGAAAAAAGGGGGGCGGGGGAAAUAUCUAGUUUUUCAUUAGAUACAAAUCUUGAAAGUAUGAACUAUUGGCAGCUGUUAAAUCAGAUUGAAUCACAAACCAAAAGAAUUCUCUCUUGUCAAGCAACACCAAUAUGUCAGCAUGGAGGACUUUAAUAAUUCCAGUUUUCUCCCUUUCUUCUCCUCUUCAUGAAAUCAGUGAUGAGAAAUUCUUUUGGAAAUGCUUCCAAUGGUAUUGUGUCUCUUUCCCCUCCAAGCAGCCCUCUGUAUGCAUUUUAGCUCAGGCAACAAGGACAAUAGAGUAUUGACAGAAACGUGGAGUGCUUUUGUAUGGGUCAUCUGUACAUAAAAGUGUAAUUAUUUAUUUAAUUUUCCCAUUUGUAUCAUAUUAAAGCUUUGUACAGUGUUUUAAGUUCUGUUUUAAAAUUAUUUUGUAUUUUAUUUUUAUAAUCUAGUAAUAAAAUAUUCAUUCCGCAUGCAA
Myotis lucifugus (little brown bat) is the source of this 10761-nucleotide messenger RNA. It is a transcript of the gene TTBK2, whose product is annotated as tau tubulin kinase 2. The record is from RefSeq and is a predicted model, not a curated record. Gene Ontology annotation, biological process: peptidyl-serine phosphorylation; signal transduction; cilium assembly. The transcript has 13 exons. Lineage: Eukaryota; Metazoa; Chordata; Mammalia; Chiroptera; Vespertilionidae. Gene Ontology annotation, cellular component: nucleus; ciliary basal body; cytoplasm. Gene Ontology annotation, molecular function: ATP binding; protein serine/threonine kinase activity. The coding region runs from base 47 to 3649 and encodes 1200 amino acids.